Molecule: messenger RNA, 1332 nt
Organism: Kogia breviceps (pygmy sperm whale)
Lineage: Eukaryota; Metazoa; Chordata; Mammalia; Artiodactyla; Physeteridae
Product: paraneoplastic antigen-like protein 5
Source: RefSeq, a predicted model, not a curated record
AUGGCUCUGCAUCUGCUGGAGGAUUGGUGCAAGGGGAUGGACCUGGACCCCAGGAGGGCCCUGCUGAUCGUGGGCAUCCCUGUGGAGUGUAGCGAAGAGGAGAUUAAAGAGACCCUGCGGGCGGGCUUACAGCCCCUGUGCGCCUACAGUGUGCUGGGCAGAAUGUUCCGAAGGGAGGACAACUCGAAGGCGGUUUUCGUCGAGCUGGCCGACAGGGUCGGCUAUGCUGCGCUGCCCGAUCGCAUCCCAGGCCGGGGGGGCGCCUGGGAGGUGGUGGUGACACCCCGUAGCCCGGAUGACGAGUUCCUGCACAGGCUGAACUGCUUCCUGAAAGAUGAGGGCCGGAGAAUGGUGGAUGUGGUCCGAACCCUGGGGUACAGCACUUACCCCGAGGACGUAAAGCCAGAAGUCUUGACGCCGGUCCCGCAGCCCCUGAACGAAAGCACGUGGUACCGAAAACUGAAGGUGUUCUCGGGAAGCACUUCCCCCGGGCCCGGCGAGGAGCACUUUGAAGCCUGGCUAGAGCAGGUGACCGAGAUGAUGAAGGUGUGGCAGGUGUCUGAGGCGGAGAAGCAGCGGCGUCUGCUGGAAAGCUUGCGCGGCUCCGCCCUGUCCAUCAUGCGGGCGCUCCGGGCCAGCAGCGACUCCAUGACGCUGGAGCAGUGCCUGGACGCCCUGAAGCAGAUCUUCGGGAAUAAAGAGGACUGCAGAACCUCACAGUUUAAGUUCCUCCAGACCCUGCAGAAGCCUGGAGAGAAGGUCUCCGCGUUUUUGCUGCGGAUAGAGCCCCUGCUGCAGAAAGCCGUGCAGCACAGCCCCUUGUCAGUGCGAAGCACAGACACGGUGCGCCUGAAACACGUCCUAGCUCAAGCCUCCAUGAACACCGCCCUCCAGGGCAAGCUCAAGCUCCUGGAGCAGCGAGGGUGUGCGCCCACCUUCCUGGAGUUAAUGAAGCUCAUUCGCGAUGAGGAGGAGUGGGAGGCCACCGUGGCGGUGACCAGGGAGAAGCAGAGGCAGAUAGCAAGGGGCCACAGGGCCUCUGGCACCCAGGUAGCGGCAGAAACCAGCGCGCCAGUCCGCCCGCUCAUGGUGCAGGCAGGGCUGCUUCACGAGAGCAGCACUCAGGCCGCCCAGGACGGGGGUGCCCUGCCGCUGAAGCGCAGGCAGGUGCCAUGCUGGUUCGGGACUGGGGAGGAAGGCCACAGCCAGGCAGAGCGUCCUAGGGCCGAGAACCAACCCCCGACCAAGCAGAAGCCUCAGCCUGCAGCAGAAGAGUUGGGAAACGAGGUGGGGGCUGGGGCCGGGAGCCACCCCAAGCCCUGGGAAGCAUAG